AUGUUUGGCCCAUUCAAAUUAACAAGCUCUGUCGCUGGUGGUUUACUAUGGAAAAUUCCAUGGAGAAUGUCUACCCAUCAAAAAGGCCGUCAAAGAGAGAGGUUAAAAAAUGUUGACCAGGUAAUAAAACAGUUAACAUUAGGUCUCCAUGUUCAGAGAUGUCAGGAGAAGGGUCUCACUUACCAAGAAGCUCUAGAGAAGAGAAAAAAAUACAAGCCAAGAAGUAAGUCGUUAAGAUUGUUGAACAAGCCAUCUGUUUUUCCCAAAGAAAACCAAAUGUCUUCUAAAGAUAAAUACUGGACUUUCGAUAAAAAGGCUAUCGGUUAUAGGAAGGGCCUCCAUAAGGUGCCUAAAUGGACAAAGAUUUCCAUUAGGAAAACCCCGCAAUUCUUUUGA
This is a messenger RNA of Saccharomyces kudriavzevii IFO 1802, 396 nucleotides long. It is a transcript of the gene MRPL31, whose product is annotated as mitochondrial 54S ribosomal protein mL60. The transcript has a single exon. The coding region runs from base 1 to 396 and encodes 131 amino acids. Gene Ontology annotation, molecular function: structural constituent of ribosome. The record is from RefSeq and is a predicted model, not a curated record. Gene Ontology annotation, cellular component: mitochondrial large ribosomal subunit. NCBI's taxonomy places the organism in Eukaryota, Fungi, Ascomycota, Saccharomycetes, Saccharomycetales, Saccharomycetaceae.